This is a messenger RNA of Aphanomyces astaci, 1101 nucleotides long. RefSeq lists its product as hypothetical. The coding region runs from base 1 to 1101 and encodes 366 amino acids. NCBI's taxonomy places the organism in Eukaryota, Oomycota, Saprolegniomycetes, Saprolegniales, Verrucalvaceae. The transcript is spliced from 2 exons. The record is from RefSeq and is a predicted model, not a curated record.
AUGAAGUCAGCCGCGUUCUUAACUCCGAUGGCCUUUAUCGUGGCUAUGAUGGUCCAAGAUGCUUCUGCCCACGGCCGUCUGCUCGUGCCUCCGCACCGUGGCUACAUUGGCAAACUGCCGCAAUUCAAUGGCCUUGUUCCCGUUAACUUCGGUGACCACAGCCUCAGCGCUGGCGGCAUUGGCCAAACCAGAGGCGGCAAACAUGGGAUAUGCGGCGACAGGUACUCUGGAAAGCGCUUGCACGAGACUGGCGGUGAAUUCGCCAAGUUCCCCCAACUUCGCGAAAAGGUCAUCGGGGCGUGCUACGCCCCCGGGUCCACUAUGGACCUUCAAGUCCAACUCACGGCCAACCACAUGGGGUACUUUGAGUUUGGGCUAUGCAAACUGAACUUGCUCAACGACAAGGAAACGGAAGAUUGCUUCAAAACGCUUGUCCAGCCCAACGGCGAAAAGGACUGGAAAGUGCCAGCGGGGAACAAGGUCUUCAACAUGCAGUACAUGCUCCCCGAUGGCGUGUCGUGCGACGGCGACUCCCACUGUGUGCUUCGGUGGCACUACGUCGGAUGGAACAACCCGGAUGUGGGUAUCGACGGCCAAGAGCAGUUUUGGAACUGCGCCGACAUUUACGUGAGCAACACGUGCGGGUCCAGCCCGUCGCCUAGCUCGUCCCAGUCCACGCCCAGCACGUCCACGCCUUCGACGUCCAAGCCGACCAUGACCAACGCACCCAAACCCACUGCCCCCUCGUCCAGCACUGACACCCCUGUGACCACGGACACCCCUCCGUCCACCUCUGGCACCCCCCAGCCAGUGGACCCCCAGCCAGUGGACCCCCAGCCAGUGGACCCCCAGCCAGUGGACCCUCAACCAGUGGACCCCCAACCACAAUCCGUCGCCAUCGCCUUCGAAUGCUCCCAAUCCUUCGAUUACAUCCAGUUCCAAGCCUUCGAUUACCUCCAGCCCCAAGCCGUCGACUACCUCCAGCCCCAAGCCGUCGACUACCUCCAGCCCCAAGCCGUCGACUACCUCCAGCCCCAAGCCUUGGACUACCUCCAGCCCCAAGCCUUCGCAUACCUGCAGCCCCAAGCGUACCCCAUCUAG